CCCGGCGCGGUGCUGGGCUCCGCGAGGCCGCGAUGGAGCUGGAGCGGCUGAGGAAGAGAUACCGGGGGGACAGCGAGGCGUUCGAGGAGUGUCACCUGGUGUCGCUGGAGCCGCUGGCGCAGCUCCAGGCGUGGCUGCAGGAGGCGCUGCAGUGCCCCGGCAUCGCCGAGCCCAACGCCAUGUGCCUGGCCACCUGCGGCAGGGACGGGCGGCCCUCGGCCCGCAUGGUGCUGCUGAAGGGCCUCGGGCCGGACGGGCUGCGCUUCUUCAGCAACUACGAGAGCAGGAAGGGCCGGGAGCUGGACUCCAAUCCCUUCGCCUCCCUCGUCUUCUACUGGGAGCCGCUCUGCCGGCAGGUGCGGGUCGAGGGCUCGGUGCGGCGCCUGCCCGAGGAGGAAUCCGAUCGCUAUUUCCAGUCCCGGCCCAGGGGGAGCCAGAUCGGGGCUCUGGUCAGCAGGCAGAGCUCCGUCAUCCCCGACCGCGAGUACCUGCGGAAGAAGAACGCGGAGCUGGAGGAGCUCUACCGGGACAGGGCAGUGCCCAGGCCGGACUACUGGGGCGCGUACCUCGUGGAGCCGGAGGUGGUGGAGUUCUGGCAGGGCCAAUCGAACCGGCUGCACGACCGGAUCGUGUUCCGGCGCCUGCGGGACCCCGCGGCGCCGCUCGGGGCCAUGACCCACCGGGGCCACGGCGACUGGGUCUACGAGCGCCUCUCGCCCUGAGCCCGCCGCUGCUCCCGCUCCGGAACGGCCCCAGGUGUCGCGGCCGCUCCGGAAUGUCCCCACGUGUCGCGGCCGCUCCGGAAUGUCCCCAGGUGUCGCGGCCGCCCCGCCCUGUCCCUCGCUGUGUGCUGCGGAACGGGGCCGGAGCUGCCCUCACCCCGGUGUGUCCCCAAAUCCGUCUGCAGCCGCUCCUGGUGGUUAAUUAAUCGUGUUAAUGAUCGUGCAGGGUCCAGCUGUAACCCCCCUCCCUGUCCCUGUCUCUGCCCUGUCCCUGUCCCUCGCUGUGCACUGGGGAAUUGGUCCGGAGCUGGCCUCACCUCGAUGUGUCCCCAAAUCCAUCUGCAGCCGCUCCUGGUGGUUAAUUAAUCGUGUUAAUGAUCGUGCAGGGUCCGGCUGUGACCCCAGUGACCCCCUGUCCCUGGCGCUGUCCCUGUCCAGCCACUGCCACCCCUCUCUCUCCACGUUUUAACUGGAAUCGUGGAAUGUGCUCAAUUCCCAGUUCAUUACUGCUGUUGUUUAAUUAACUUAAAUCGCGUCGCCGCUGUCCCAGGGCCGUGAGACCCCGGCCCUCACCCUGUCCCCUCCUCCAGCCGCCUGGGAAAAAAUAAACCGGGAUUUCUGUGGA
This is a messenger RNA of Vidua macroura (Pin-tailed whydah), 1347 nucleotides long. RefSeq names its product pyridoxamine 5'-phosphate oxidase (gene PNPO). The transcript has 7 exons. NCBI's taxonomy places the organism in Eukaryota, Metazoa, Chordata, Aves, Passeriformes, Viduidae. Gene Ontology annotation, molecular function: FMN binding; pyridoxamine phosphate oxidase activity. Gene Ontology annotation, biological process: pyridoxal 5'-phosphate biosynthetic process; pyridoxine biosynthetic process. The record is from RefSeq and is a predicted model, not a curated record. The coding region runs from base 33 to 722 and encodes 229 amino acids.